Messenger RNA from Lobosporangium transversale, 797 nucleotides. Its product is annotated as ras-2. The transcript has 4 exons. NCBI's taxonomy places the organism in Eukaryota, Fungi, Mortierellomycota, Mortierellomycetes, Mortierellales, Mortierellaceae. The record is from RefSeq and is a predicted model, not a curated record. Gene Ontology annotation, biological process: small GTPase-mediated signal transduction. Gene Ontology annotation, molecular function: GTPase activity; GTP binding; GDP binding. The coding region runs from base 185 to 766 and encodes 193 amino acids. Gene Ontology annotation, cellular component: plasma membrane.
GUUUACUUUCCAUUUAUUACCUUCUCUUAUUCCAUUCCCAUUCUCAUUCUCAUUCUCAUUCUCAUUCUCAUUCUCAUUCUCAUUCUCAUUCUCAUUCUCAUUCUCAUUCUCAUUCUCAUUCUCUCUUUCUCAUUCUCAUUCUCUCUUUCUCUUUCUCUUGUUUAAUUAUCUUUAUUACUUUGCCAUGAGCACUCCCGCCACUCAGACCCCUAUUAAAUCUCCAAAGUUGAGACGUAUCGCCUUACUAGGUUCACGAGCAGUUGGCAAAUCAUCCAUGACAAUCCAGUUCGUAGAGAACGUGUUUGUGGAUUCUUACUACCCUACAAUUGAAAAUACAUUCACCAAAACUAUUAGUCAUCAAGGUCAAGAAUAUACUGCAGAGAUUAUUGAUACUGCAGGACAGGAUGAGUUCUCUAUUUUCAAUGGCAAACACGCACUCGAUAUUCAUGGAUACAUUCUUGUGUACUCUGUCACGAACAAACUCAGUUUUGACAUGAUCAAGAUCAUUCGUGAUAAAAUUUUGAACUACACUGGUACUGAUUGGGUUCCCAUUGUCAUUGUUGGUAACAAGAGCGAUUUGCAUGGUCAACGACAGAUCUCGACCGAGGAAGGUGAAGAACUUGCUGCGCUCUGGAACUGUCAGUCUUGCGAGUCAUCAGCCAAACACAACGAAAAUAUUGGUCGAGUCUUUGAGCUCAUGAUUGGUGAAAUUGAAAAGUCGACCAAUGUACCUGAGGAACCUAAGAAAGAAUGUAUCAUCCUCUAAAGCAUCUUGAAUUUACAUGAUAAAGGCAAAC